ACAACCCUGUGUUCCCGUUUGUUUUGGUUUUCCACGUGUUUCCGAGUUCUCAGACCGAAACCCGCGAAAUUUAAAACAGUUUUUAACAAAUCAAGAGCAAAUUUUUAAUCCCAAGAAGUUAAAUUAAAUAGAGGAUUUGGGAUAAAUCCUCCUCGAAGAAGAAAAGCACCUUGUUUCAUUGCAAUAAACGUUCACAAUCUGAAAAAUGCCGAAAUCUAGAAGAGACAAGAAAGUGUCCCUCACCAAGACCGACCGGAAAGGAUUGUCUGAAAAACAGCAGAUUAUCGAGGAAAUUCAGAUGUGCCGAGAGAAAUACGAGAAUGUGUUUCUGUUCACUGUUCAAAAUAUGCGCAACAGCAAGCUGAAAGAAAUUCGCACCAAGUGGAAAAACUCGCGGUUCUUUUUCGGGAAAAACCGCGUUAUGCAACUGGGGCUAAAGCUGGUGAGUGACGAGGACAAGCUGGGAAAACUGGAGGCGGGCAUGGACCAGCUGCGAGAGCAAAUGAUUGGGCAGUGCGGCUUGCUGUUCACUUCCGAAACGAAAGAAACCGUGCUGGACUGGUUUGACUCGUACAUUGUUGAUGAGUACGCCCGGAGCGGUUUCCGGGCCACCCAAACGGUCAAACUCGAGGCAGGGCAUUUGGAAGAGUUCUCGCAUGCCAUCGAGCCACAUCUUCGAUCGCUGGGAAUGCCAACCAAGCUUGACCGUGGAGUAGUAACACUGUAUAAAGAGUACACGGUAUGCGAGAAGAACAAAGUUCUCACUCCGGAACAAGCACGCAUUUUAAAGCUCCUCGGCAAGCCCAUGGCAAAGUUUAAGAUCAUCAUCAAUUGUUGCUACACUGCGAAGGAAGGGUUCGAACUUAUCAACAAUCGGGAUGUAGAACCGAAGAAAAAAUCUAAAACAUCUUCUACCGGCAUCCAAAAUCAGAAAUCAUCUGUGGCGCUUACUGCCUCUGAUACCGAUGGCGAUGAAGAUGAAGAAGACGAAGAUAGCGAAAUGGAAUUGGAUGAAGACGACAAUGUAAGCAAUGAUGAAGAGAUUUAGUAUCGGUUACUAAUAAAGUGGAUCCUAAACACUGGUCUUCAAAACUGUUCAAAAACGGUCGGGCGUUCACGAAGUCGAUGGUUUCAACGCGAACUUUAUUUAAUUAAUCACUAAAAUAAAUAAGAAUCUACAUUUGUUACAGACUUACGACCAAAUUCUCUUCCUCGCAUCGAGAAUUCAAAAUCGUUUUUUUAUCCUGUCUUAUCUUUCUUGUCUGUCUUUAUGCAUCGCCCACGGUAGCAGAUUUCGGUAUCAUGCGUGAUACCACUGGAGAUGGAAGUAGGAAUCACGAGCGAUCCCAUUGGGUCUACUUUCGGGGUCUCCGCGGGAACUAAAUCUGAAACUACCGAUUCGAAUUGUGUUUCACUAGAAGCCAUAUCUGGUUCAGCAUCGUUAAUAUCACCAUCGUCAGUAUCCUUUACUUCCUGUAAUAAAGUUUCAUCCGUCGUUUCAAUAUACAUAUCCUCUGCAACUUCAGCGCCUUGCACUACUGUUCCUAUUUGUACGCCAUCAAUUUCCUCCUCGGUAUCGGAAUCAUUAUCGGCCAUUUCA
Anopheles darlingi is the source of this 1600-nucleotide messenger RNA. RefSeq names its product mRNA turnover protein 4 homolog (gene RpLP0-like). Bases 206 to 1048 code for a protein of 280 amino acids. Gene Ontology annotation, molecular function: RNA binding. Gene Ontology annotation, biological process: rRNA processing; ribosomal large subunit assembly; nuclear-transcribed mRNA catabolic process. Gene Ontology annotation, cellular component: nucleolus; preribosome, large subunit precursor. Lineage: Eukaryota; Metazoa; Arthropoda; Insecta; Diptera; Culicidae. The record is from RefSeq and is a predicted model, not a curated record. The transcript has 3 exons.